CUCCCACUCCGGACUGCGUCUUGUCUGUAAUUUCUCUUCCACUGAUUGAGUUAGCGAACGGAAAGCAUGGCGUCGGGUCACAUCAGCAGGAUCGCUAACCUGUUUAACCGAGUCUAUACUAGCAGAAAUAUUAAACAAAUCAGAGCAGGAAUCUUUCUGUCAUCUCACAACAACUCUACAGUUAGAGGUCCAUUCAGUGACGACAAAAGUAAUGUGGAAAUCGCAGUGACAUCCGAUGGAAACACAAUAGUGUGUUACCAUCCGACAGAAGACGUACCCUAUGAGCUCACACAGUCGAUUGCCAGACCAGACGCCAUCAAUGAUCACGCAGAGACUCAUGAACAGGUGCUGAAAGCCAGACUCGGGAAAGAGGUUUUAAAUAACAAACAGGCCCCAACCAUCGAGGAACUGAGCAAGAUGUUCUACACCACCAAACACCGCUGGUAUCCCGUCGGACAGUAUCACACCAGACGCAGAAACCCAAAUCCACCCAAAGACCGAUAGUUCUGGAUGGUUUUCCUGUCUCCUCUGAUGUUUGUUUUGAAUUGGAUUCUGCUGUGCAUGAAAUAAACCCUUCCUUCGGCUGUU
This is a messenger RNA of Rhinichthys klamathensis goyatoka, 588 nucleotides long. It is a transcript of the gene mrpl42, whose product is annotated as mitochondrial ribosomal protein L42. Bases 67 to 504 code for a protein of 145 amino acids. Lineage: Eukaryota; Metazoa; Chordata; Actinopteri; Cypriniformes; Leuciscidae. The transcript has 5 exons. The record is from RefSeq and is a predicted model, not a curated record. Gene Ontology annotation, cellular component: mitochondrial large ribosomal subunit.